Messenger RNA from Penicillium odoratum, 2760 nucleotides. Its product is annotated as plasma-membrane proton-efflux P-type ATPase. Gene Ontology annotation, cellular component: plasma membrane. Gene Ontology annotation, molecular function: P-type proton-exporting transporter activity; ATP hydrolysis activity; ATP binding. The transcript has 4 exons. Gene Ontology annotation, biological process: regulation of intracellular pH; proton export across plasma membrane. Lineage: Eukaryota; Fungi; Ascomycota; Eurotiomycetes; Eurotiales; Aspergillaceae. The record is from RefSeq and is a predicted model, not a curated record. The coding region runs from base 1 to 2760 and encodes 919 amino acids.
AUGCCUCAAGACGCCGACUCGGGGACGAUCCCUCUCAACAACCUUUCCGGUGUUGAUGAAUUUGGGCUGGAAGCUAAGGAGCUUUCUCUCAUCACCCGACUGGAGACAGAAGACGACUUGGACCUUCUGAUCUCGGAGCUUGAAGCAGAGGAUGGCCAAGAUAUCGAUCCCAACGUCCCGAUAAUCACCCCUGGUCCCGACUGUCCCAUGCCGGAAUGCAUCUUUUUAACAGUCCUUGAUACAGGACUCAACGAGGGAGAAGUCGAAGCUGCACGACACAAGCAUGGGUGGAACAGCCUGCAGGAAGAACGUCGGAGCAACGUCGUCAAGUUCCUUAUGCUUUUUGUCGGGCCAGUACAGUUUGUCAUGGAGGUUGCAGCGAUUCUGUCUGCCGGUCUGCAAGACUGGAUUGACUUGGGUGUCAUUUCGGGCCUGCUACUGCUCAACGCCGGGGUUGGAUUUGCUCAAGAAUACCAGGCUGGAAACAUUGUCGACAGCUUGAAGAAAACCCUUGCUCUCAAAGCCACUGUUCUUCGCAGUGGGGAAAAGAUGGACAUUCCUGUCCAGGAAGUUGUCCCCGGUGAUGUUGUGUUUCUUGAAGAGGGAGCAAUCGUUCCGGCUGAUGGAGUGCUUGCCGAUGAAGAUGCCCAGUUGCAGGUUGAUCAGUCCGCAAUUACCGGAGAGUCCCUUGCCGUGGCUAAAGUUUCAAAAGAUUCAUGCUUUGCAUCUUCCACCAUUAAACGUGGAGAGGCGCGCAUGAUUGUCACUUCUAUCGGUGAUAAGACGUUUGUUGGGAAGGCUGCAGCCCUGGUGAACAAAGAAUCAACUAGAAAAGGUCACUUCACCGUGGUUUUGGAUGGUAUAGCUAGGAUUCUCAUGGCCCUUGUGAGCUUUGCACUGCUCUUGGUGUGGAUCAGCUCGUACUACCGGUCGAAUAGGAUUCGACUGAUCCUAGAAUUCACACUCGCCCUUACGGUUGUUGGUGUUCCAGUUGGUCUUCCUGCAGUUGUGACCACCACUAUGGCCGUUGGUGCAUCUGAGCUUGCCCGAAAAUCGUGUAUUGUGCAAAAGCUCUCCGCCAUAGAGUCUCUGGCCGGUGCAGAGAUUCUCUGUUCAGACAAGACCGGCACUCUCACUCGCAACAAAUUGGCUUUGGGUGACCCGUUCACACUCCCAGGGGUUACAGUCAAUGAUUUAAUGCUUACUGCUUGCUUGGCCGCAAGUCGGAAGAAGAAAGGAUUGGACGCCAUUGAUCGUGUCUUUAUCAAAAGUCUUAGGCGUUAUCCCGGUGUUAAGGCGCAAAUGGCGUUGCACAAGACCGUCGAUUUCUAUCCUUUCGAUCCGGUUUCAAAGAAAGUCACAGCUGUCGUGCUUAAUUCCAAUGAGGCGAAAAUCACAUGUAUGAAAGGGGCUCCCUUGUCGGUUCUGCGGACUAUUCAGGAUGAUCAGCAUAUUUCCGAGUCGGUUCAAAAUUUAUAUGAGGAAAAGGUAGCUGAAUUCGCCAGCCGUGGAUUCCGGGCCCUUGGGGUUGCUCGGAAGAAUGACAAUGAGGAAUGGCGGAUCCUUGGGAUUGUGCCCUGCUUGGACCCUCCUCGUCAUGAUACCAAGGAGACUAUACAAGAAGCACAGAGGCUUGGCCUUCGUGUGAAGAUGCUUACCGGAGAUGCCGUAGGUAUCGCCAAAGAGACAGCUCGUUCACUUGGAUUAGGCACGCAUAUUUACAAUGCAGAGCGUCUUGGUGUGACUGGAGCUGGUGAUAUGCCUGGUUCUGAGAUAAAUGACUUCGUAGUAGCUGCUGAUGGCUUCGCCGAGGUGUUUCCCGAGCACAAGUAUAAAGUUGUGGAGAUUUUGCAGCAGCGUGGUCACUUAGUUGCGAUGACGGGGGAUGGGGUUAAUGACGCACCCUCGCUCAAAAAAGCAGACACAGGAAUCGCGGUUCAGGGUGCUUCAGACGCAGCCCGCUCUGCUUCUGAUAUUGUCUUCCUCGAACCUGGACUCUCGGCAAUCAUCGACGCAAUCAAGUGUUCUCGUCAAAUCUUCCACAGGAUGUACUCCUACGUUAUCUACCGUAUCGCACUGUCUUUGCAUCUUGAGUUCUUCCUUGGUCUGUGGAUUAUCAUCUUGGAUCAAACUCUUGACCUGCGCCUGGUUGUCUUAAUUGCCAUCUUUGCCGACAUCGCUACCCUUUCCAUCGCUUACGACCACGCGCCCUAUGCUCAGGCUCCUGUCAAGUGGAACCUUCACAAGCUUUGGGGAAUCUCUGUUAUCCUCGGGAUCGUCCUCGCCGCGGGUUCAUGGAUUGCCUUGGGCUCCAUGCUACUGCGAGGUGAGAUGGGGGGUAUUGUGGAAGGCUAUGGUGCCCGCGACUCAGUCCUGUUUCUGGAGAUUGUAUUGACUCAAAAUUGGCUUAUCUUCAUUACUCGUAUGAACACUUGUGACAAUGGUCCUUUCUGGAAAAAUCCACCAUCCUGCGCACUCUGCGUGGCGGUCUUGGUCGUUGAUAUUGCAGCUACCUUUAUGUGUGCCUUCGGCGCCUUUUCCGACCACUUUACGUCACCUGGAACUAUUGUCAGGGUCUUUGUUUUCUCCCUCGGUGUUUCCGGGGUCUGCGCCACAUUUUACGUUCUUCUUCAGCGCUCUGGGCGUUUCAACGACCUGAUGCAUGGCCGGCUCUUCCGCCGUCCCCGCGCUCAGCGAGAUUGGGAGGACUUUGUUGCAAACCUCAACCGUGUGUCGACUGAACAUGAGAACAUUGUCUGA